UACUAGCGCUUAGUGCAAACACACACACUCACACACACAUUUAAUAAACUCAGAGAAGAUGAACGCGCCGCCGGCAUUCGAGUCGUUUUUAUUGUUUGAGGGGGAGAAAAAAAUUACAAUAACAAAGGACACCAAAGUGCCAAAUGCCUGUUUAUUCACACUGAAUAAAGAAGACCACACGCUGGGAAACAUCAUCAGAUCACAGCUGCUGAAGGACCCUCAGGUGCUGUUUGCUGGAUACAAGGUUCCUCAUCCACUGGAGCACAAAAUUGUGAUCCGGGUCCAGACAACGCCAGACUACAGUCCUCAAGAAGCCUUUACAAAUGCAAUCACUGAUCUGAUUAGCGAGCUGUCCCUGCUGGAGGAGAGGUUCAGGGUUUCCAUUAAAGACAAGCAGGAAGGAAUUGAAUAAAGGAUACAGCUGUGUCUGACUACGGAUGUCCAUGGGUGACUACUCCAGCCUCAUAGCUGGAGAUUAUAGUGUUCACUAUGGUGUGUCUCUUUCAGCGCUGGUCUUCCCAUGGUGAAGUUAACAAUUUUCCCCACAAAAACUGUUGAAGCUGUCUGUGAGCUCGUGUUCAGUUUGAAUAUUAUUGUGUUGACACAAUUUAAACCCUUUGUAUUGUAAUGCUUUAGUGAUUUCUUCUUUUUUUUUUUUCUUUUUGCCAAAUGUGUCUGGUCUUUGCAUACUCUUUUGCAACUAAAUCAAUUAUGUUAUCUUGAAUAAAUGUAAAUUUGAUACCUGGA
Clarias gariepinus (North African catfish) is the source of this 747-nucleotide messenger RNA. RefSeq names its product RNA polymerase II subunit J (gene polr2j). The record is from RefSeq and is a predicted model, not a curated record. Gene Ontology annotation, molecular function: DNA binding; protein dimerization activity. Gene Ontology annotation, cellular component: RNA polymerase II, core complex. Gene Ontology annotation, biological process: transcription by RNA polymerase II. The transcript is spliced from 4 exons. Lineage: Eukaryota; Metazoa; Chordata; Actinopteri; Siluriformes; Clariidae. Bases 59 to 412 code for a protein of 117 amino acids.